Messenger RNA from Didymodactylos carnosus, 921 nucleotides. NCBI's taxonomy places the organism in Eukaryota, Metazoa, Rotifera, Eurotatoria, Philodinida, Philodinidae. The record is from the annotation of a GenBank genome assembly.
AUGGUCCACGCACAUAAAAACACACAAUUUUCGGCGCAUGUUGAUCGAGUUAUAUCUGGUGUUAAGCGUAAAGCUGUUGAAGAUCCAAAAACACCGAUUCAACAAAUUUAUGAUGAUGAAGUUACAAAAUUUGAGGAGAAUGAUGAAAAGAAAGAUGAUGUUUACAAAACGUGGUUGAUAGAAACUGUAGGAAAAUUAUUACCCAAAAAACCUGAACUUAUUAAAGCCAUAGGAGAACUAGAAUGUCCAAUUCUAACGACGAACUAUGACUCACUUCUUGAGGAUAUACUGACUAAAAAGCCAUUAACCUGGAACAAACAUUUUACUGAAGGAUAUUCCAAGGAUAACAUUAGUUUACCUUUAGAACGGGUUUAUGUAGAAUUGAAAUUUUAUCCAACUCAUCCAUCUAUCAAAGCAAUGAAAAUGCUUGAAAUUUCUGAAGAAUUUAAGCGUAAACUAUUUUCUUAUGGUUUCUUUGAUGAGAAUGAAGUGAAAAAAAUUAAUAGAGCCAUCAGAGAAAGAAGUACCGAGAAUCCUGAAACAUUUUAUAGGAAUUUUAUGACUGAACAAUGGCUGAAUGUAUUAUUAGGUAACAAAAAUAUAUUUACUGAAGAUGAUGCAGAUUCUAUUAAGAAUAAGGUUAAUCAAUUAAGAAAAGACAUUUUAAAAAAAUGUAACGUCAAAGAAAUAAAACAAUAUCAAAUUCGUCAAGCAUACACUGAGUUUAAGCAUUUUAUUACCUUGGGUCAUCCUGGCUCAGGUGAAGAAAAUAAUUUAUUUGAUAACGCCUCUUCUUUUAAAACAAGACUACCAAUUCUUAUUCCAAUUUGGAAAUACGUGGAACAAUUGAAAGAAAAUCAGGCCGACAAGAAAAAAACUUUACUUCAGUUUAUUUAUGAAAAUCCUACGCUUGAUUUUUAA